Caenorhabditis auriculariae is the source of this 4982-nucleotide messenger RNA. The record is from the annotation of a GenBank genome assembly. NCBI's taxonomy places the organism in Eukaryota, Metazoa, Nematoda, Chromadorea, Rhabditida, Rhabditidae.
AUGAUGCAGCGAUUUCCAGGUUUUUCAUUUUCUUCGAUGACUUUUUAUGAAGCAAUUUGAUUGAGUUACGCCGAAAGUAGCUCUAAGUAGCUCUCUCACAUAUACUAAAGCCUUUAGAAUUUAAUUCCCACACUCAGACAUAUUUCAUCAGCAUUCGUUAACGAUUUCCUCCUCGACUUUGCGUGUUUGAACUUUGCUCAGCUUUGUUGCAUUCGCUUGAAUGAAGGAGGAAGUUUUCGCGGCUUAUCAUCCAGAAUCAUGCGAAAGUGAUGAUGCCGGUAUUUCAGACGCCUCGCAGACGCCCGCGGCCCUUCCUCGUCUCGCCAUGAAGGCCGAGCUUCUCAAGCCGAACGGUUAGCUGAAUCAUUCUUUUUUUCCUCGGAUAAAACCGGAGAUUUCUAGCUCUUUUGAAGAGAUUUUGUAUGUGUAAAUUAUAUGACGUUCACCUCUCUCUCUCUCUCUUUCUAAAAAUUUACUUUUAAAUUAACUUAUAGAAAACUGUUUUCCUUUUUUUUCGCAUUUUGCUAGUUUUUUUCGGAAACUACAAUGAAUUUGAACAUUUUUUUGAUUUACAUAAAACUUCGAGUUUUUGAACAUUUUAUUUUGAGAUUUUUUUUACUUGUACUCUCUUCAGUUUUUUGAAGCGCCUUUUCCAGCAAUUAAAACGUUUUUACUCUCAUUUUGAUAAUCAGGCGGAGAGACAGGUGAAAACCAAACUUUUUGACUAGAAAAUUUGCCCGAAGGCCCACUAAUGACACUUUGAACAUUGAUGAUAAGUCUCUAGACGGACUUUAGACUUUUUUUCUUGAGAGGAUUAAUUUAUCGAUUACUAUUUUCAAUAGAUAUGGGGAAAGGAUUAGCUAAAGUAUGUAAAGUGAUUAUUUCAACGUGAGUUUGUUAUACUAAGUUUUUUGAGUUAUGGGAACGAAUUUUUUUUUUUUUUUGAAUAGUUCGAUUCAAUUUCUUUUUCUGUUUUUUGCAACUUAUGUUUUUAAAUCAGUGAGAUGGGCUCAAUGAAGGAUCUAAACGGCUGGAACAAAUAUUCAACGAUGUAUUAAAGAGAUGAAACGGUUCUCUUCAACAUAUUCGAGUUUUGAUUUUUCCUGUGAUUUCCCACUGGGGUAUACAGUGUCUAUUGACCUCAUUUUCACGGUUUUUGAGUUUUUUUUUCGUUUCCUACAAUCGUAGUUUUGAGCGCGUAUCCAUAAUAUUUAGUUGAGAAAAGAUCUAUUUUCGGAUAAAAACUUUUCUGAUCUUGAGUGAAGGAAAUUCAAAAGAAGGGGACCCUUAAGUGCAAGACGACAAUGAAGGCGUCUGGAGGGAUACAUCAAACAUCGCCCGGGGACGCCCUCAUGAAACGUUCGCACCUGUGCCCUCCGCAAACAGUCGCCCUUCUGUUUUUCUUUUUGAAGUUGACACAGAUGGACUGAGGAAAAUUACAAUUUUUUUAUAAUUUUCGGUUUACUUUCUUUCCUUGGAGGCCGACCGUUUUCUUUGAAGUCUCUGAGCUUCAACGAAAGUCGAUGCGAGAGAGAAAAUGCCGAUAAAAUUUUUUUUUAGUCAUUAUUAAACGAUAUCUAGUCUACAAACUGAAUUCAUAAGCGAAAAAUGACGAGAAAAAUAAACUUUUUUUGAAUGAUUGGAAAAAAAUAUAAUUUCUUCUGUUUUUAGUAAAAAUUGACUUGUCAAAAAAAGUAAGUCCAAGGUUGCAAUAAUGAAAUAUUAUUAUUAUUCAAAGUUGACAUUUAUUAAUCUUGAAAAAAACGAACUUUUAAAAAAACCUUUUUAAGGAAAAAAAUUAGAAAAAGUAAUCUUUUUUUCAACUUGUGGUCAGAGACUUACUAGUUUAGAUAUUUGAAACUUCGUUUGAGAAUCGUUAAGAGAAAAUCUUACAUUUUUUUUCAUUUUUCCUCUCGCUAGGAUUUAUUCCUCCUCUCUCCGCGACGCCGAUUCUAUUAUUAGAUUCUCUUGAGGGACGAGAGAAAUCAAAAGAUCAAACUCGUUCAUCCAACAGCCGAAAUUUCCCCUCGCCUUCUAACUUUCCGAUAAUGCAUUUCUCUUGGACCUUUGUGUUUUCAGCAUUCGUCUGUACUUUUUGGACAAAAAAAUGUUUUUUGGCUUUUCGAUUUUUCAAGGUCUUGUAUGGCGAAUUGUGGUCAAGGGCUCUCAAAAAGGCGCGCUUGAGAAAACUCUUUUCCAAAAAAAUGCAAAUAGAAAUGAAACGUUUACUAUUAACCAGAGAAAAAAAGUAGAAAUUAUCUUUUUCCCAAGGAUUUGCCUCAAUAUCAACUUUCAGGGACGAAAUGCCUGGUUUGCGAGCACCCAGAUGGCGGAUCUGCUCACUUUGCCAGCACAUCUUGUUUGGCUUGUGCCGCUUUUUUCAGAAGGACCGUCUCCCUCAAUAUUACGUUUCAUUGUAAAAAGGACCGCUGCUGCACCAUUUUUCAUGGUAUUUUCAGGGCUUCAGCUGGAAAUCAUCUUUUUUUGUAGAACUCCGAAUGAUUUGCCGAGCUUGUCGGUUCGCCAAGUGUCUUGCAGCCGGAAUGAAGAAAGAAUGUCAGUUUUUUAAAACAUUUUUUACCAUCUUUCAAGCUUUUGGAGAGUUUUCAAUGGUUAAUCGAGAAUAUAUAAAGUAUAUAACAACAUUUAAAAAAAGAAGAUCGGUUCUUAUUCUCUGGUUUUUCCAGUGGUGCAGUGGGUAAUUUUUCCCUCUGUUAUUCAUCAAUAUCAACAAGGCGAUCUCUGUUUAAGGCGUUCAAAAACGAAGAAGCAACAAGAAGGCUGGAGCAGCGACAAAGAAAAGAGCGACAUCGAGCGGCGACGAAGACCCAGUGCCAGAAGUUCUCGCGACGCCUUCGUCGUCGUUCUUCCAGUCGCCGCCCAUCUCCGACGACGCCAAUAGUCCCUUCAGCGUAGAGAAGAAGUCGCCGUUCACGCCGAUGUACGCGGUAACGGCGUCGCCUGUCAAGACCGAACCCUGCGACUACGACGGCGAAGGCUCCGAAAGACGGCCCUACACCUCCGAGCCGUCGACGAGUUCGCGGAGUCCGUCUGGCCUCGCCGACAUCGUCCACCCGAUCCCACGACCUUCUACAGCCGACCGAUUUUCCCCUGGGGAUCUUCGCUUCAAAAUUGUCAACAUGACUGGUCCCGAGCUGUUGAGACAUUAUGUCGAAGAGGUUGUUUCCAAGCCUUAAUUCGACAAUUUUAACGAUUUUCAGUUGCGGAAGGCUAUGGACAGACGGCGAAUGAUGUUCACGGAAACGCCAAUGCUUGCUGUGAUGGAAGAGCGUGGUGAUAUGGUCAGUUUUUUUUUCCACGUCCCAGAAUCCUUUUUUGUAGACAUAAGUCUACCGAAGCAGUGGGAAAUGAACUUUGAAAAUGAAAACGCAACUAAAUUUUCAUAUUAUUUCAGAACCAAUCGUCGAAAAAAAAUUGAAGAUCUCAGUUACAAAAAGAACUUUUUUUUUUCCACGGCACAUAAUAACAUUUAACAUUCAACAUUUUGAUUUAAAUUUUUACACAAAGAAACCAGUCUGUCGCAGUUAAACUUUUUCAUAGACACAGAAAAGGUUUUCACUAAAAAAAAAUUGAGUUUUCGACAAUAAAAGUAGAAUUUCCAGCCUUUCGACACGACUUCUCCGCCAGCGCACACCAUGCAGCGGCAGUACGAGGCGCAGAAGUUCGACAACCUUUUGGCCUACGAGUUCUGCAGAAGUACACCGGGCUUCGACCUGAUGGACGGAACCGAAAGAGCCGUUUUUUUCCGUCUCUGCGCCUUGUCAUAUGCCCUUUUGGACAUCGCUUGGAUCACCGUCCAAGCCUAUCGCGAGAACGAUGAGAGCCCUGUUAGUUUUUGGUGAAAAAUGAUUGCCCAGAAGUAUAAGUUUGCAAGAUUUUCUCAGAUUUGGAAAGUCUCUAAUAACCACACUUUCAUGUUUCUGUUCGGUUUAAAGACAUUCAUUUUUUCUUUUUUAUGGUUUCCGAAUAAAAUGAAAUUGGGAAUUCCUUAAGAAAUUUUUUCCAUUUGAAAGUAAACUUCUUGUUUUCAGUUGGUCAUGUACACGGACGGCUCAGUUUCCACAAUAAACGACCUUUCUUUCGGUUGGGAAGAUGAGGUCGGACUUCAGCGGGGAGAGAAGAAAACGUCAGUUUCACUUCUAUCGAAUAAUUCAAUUUUUCUUCAUUCUGACAAAAAAAAUUCAUAGAAUUGAGAUAUAAGUGAAAAAGUCAGCUUUUUCAUUUGAAACAUGAAUCUUAGUUUUCUUGUUUGGUUUUUUUAAAGGCAAGUCUGAAAUAGAAUGUACUUUUUAGGACGAAAUUUCAAUCAAGUUUCUUGUUUCUCUGAACUAAAGUUAGAGUUUUUUUCUCUUUCAGCACAUCUUUGGAGAAACUUUUUUUUCGAUCUCUUCAAUUUUUAAAAACUGGCCAUUUAUAAAUUUGAAAAUAUAAUUUUUUUCAAAGUACCCAAUAAAUGCUGGAAGUUUUUCUAAGAGUUAUGAAAUUUAAUAUAAAUCUUUCAGUCUGUUCUUCGAGUUCAUCGCGCGGUUCAACGAAGCAGUGUGCAAGCCUUUUCGUAGCAUGAACAUCGACCCCGUGGAAUACGCGGCCCUGAAGGCGUUCUGCAUAUGGAAGCUCGGCUACUGCGAGUACUCGAACAAGAUGAAAGUCAUGGCCAAGGAGCACGAGACGGCGUUGCUCAUCGGCCUCAACUCUUACUACGAGGUAGUCCAGCUCGUCCUUCACCUGUCCUAAUCUCGCUUUUCAGGACAUCCUGACCGAUCCUCUGGAGAUCGCCCAACGCCUUGGCAACAUGAUUCUCAUGACUGGGACCGUCUUUGUCAGUUUCGGAUCUCAGUUGCGAAAUGUAAUCUUUGACGUUUCAGGAGAUGAACCAGUUGAUCUUGGAGACGUACAAAAGCGCCGAGCUCUUCGAACUGUUCAAACUCGACACUCUCAGCAAACUCCUCCUCAGCCUUUGA